Manduca sexta (tobacco hornworm) is the source of this 797-nucleotide messenger RNA. It is a transcript of the gene mRpL42, whose product is annotated as 39S ribosomal protein L42, mitochondrial. The transcript has a single exon. The record is from RefSeq and is a predicted model, not a curated record. The coding region runs from base 391 to 735 and encodes 114 amino acids. NCBI's taxonomy places the organism in Eukaryota, Metazoa, Arthropoda, Insecta, Lepidoptera, Sphingidae. Gene Ontology annotation, cellular component: mitochondrial large ribosomal subunit.
ACUGUUUUUUGUCGAAAUUCAAACUUGAUCUAUGAGGACAAAAAAUUUAAAUAAAAAUGUCUAAAAAAAAAUAUAGUUUCAAUUAGGUAGCGUCGUAGAUAUAUCUCAAGGUUAGUACAAUUUUUUUUAGUUCAUUACAAUACUUAACCGUCAUAAAUGUAUAACAAUAUAUUAGAUAUAAAAACUCUUGUUUUACAAUGCGGUAGUCGAUUAUUGAUGUUAUAAUCAAUUAUCAAAAUCAUCUUUUUGUGCUCCCCAGUGCUCCUUAUUAUUGCUGUCAUCUAAAAAUUGUGGAUUGUGAGGUUAGAAUUUAGAAUUAAAAGUUUUUCAUAAAUUCAAAACAGAAAAAUACAUGAAUCUGAUAGUCUUCUGAUUGAUACAAAUAAUAAAAUGGCGCUUUCAAUUCGUGCCUUAACUUUUAGACCAACACAGGUUAUUAGCAGACUGUAUAACAAAAUAGUUAUAACUGACGAUGGAUCCACUAUAGUUGCUCUUCAUAGAGAUGAAGGAUUCCCGUACGAGUAUUCACGACCUCUGCCAGAAGAAAAAAAGGAUGAUAACUCUGUUCUAAGGAUGACUGACAUUCAAGAAGUUAAGAGAGUGUUUAAAGAUAUGAAACCAGAAAUUGCAAGAAAACAAUUAUCUUCCAUUACAUUAACUACAGAACACCGCUGGUUCCCUAGAGCUCGCGACAAGAAGGCAAAGAAAACGCCAAUGAACAGACCUUAUUUGUAAAUAUAAUCUAAUAAUAGUAUUAAUAUAUAGAAUUUAGUGUAUUAAAAAUUUGAUUCAUAAUA